Molecule: messenger RNA, 3884 nt
Organism: Nothobranchius furzeri (turquoise killifish)
Lineage: Eukaryota; Metazoa; Chordata; Actinopteri; Cyprinodontiformes; Nothobranchiidae
Source: RefSeq, a predicted model, not a curated record
GGUGUUGUGCUGCAUGCUGGGCCGUGCAGGCUGAGCAGAGCCGCUCCAGACCUCCAGACUUUAUUUUUAGCGUGUUUUCCUGAGAGCAGGCGGAGCUAAGGACGCUGGGCUGGGAUGAGGGAUGCUGCUGGAGCAGGUGGAGACCGCCGAUGUUUACGAGACUGCUUUUGGGGACGAUCACAGGCAGCUGGAGAAGAUAUUCAGUCCUGGAGGCUGUAAAAGCCCGUCUCUGGAGCGCUUUGUGUUUGAUUCCGGGCUGAAAAGGACAGAUCUGAAAGGCUGAGACGAUGAUGCUCUAUCUUUGGAUCUGUGGCCGGAGCCGUUUUCUCUGAAACCUGAUAUUAUGCAGGAAGCGAGGGAGACUGGACGGAUUACAGGGGAACGAAGCACCGGUUCAAAAAGCGUCUUGCACAGUGGCAGUCUUAGCCAACUAUGGUUGACCCCUUGGAUGCUGAGGAGCAGACUCUGUGUAAAGGCUCACACCUUGACCCACCAGUGCUGGCCACUGAAGACUCUCGACUUCUAGAACAGACGGAGGAGACAACAACAGAGGACGAUGGGGAUGCCAGCUUCGAGACGCCGCCCACUGGCAGCUCAGAGCCGAGCCCCUGCCAUGCCGCUGCCCCAGCAGGACCAGAGGUCACCAAAGAGGAAGCAGCACCUCAGCAACCACAGAUUCAGACAGGCGCAGAUCUGUCCCCCAAAAUGCACCUGGACCUGUACAAUUUUGACUCGCCCGAUGCCGAAGGCAGCCGCUAUGUGUUGACGAGCCCCCGCUCUCUGGAGGCGUGUGCUCGAUGCGGGGUCAAGCCCGUGGAGCUGCUGCCCCGCCCGCUCACCGAAUUCAUCCAGGAGGCUCCUGGGCGGUCCAUGCGUGUUGCGACGGGACUGUUUGAAGUCUACGAGAGGGACAGACAUGGAAAACUGAGACAGUGCAGAGAAGAGAGGGAGAGGAUCGUCAGAGAGGAAAAACGAAGGAUUCUUCAGGCUGCGGUCAACAGUAGCAACAGUGCAUCUUCAUCCACUGGGGAAAAGUCCACACCUGGCUUUAGUCUACCUCCUAAAUCUGGGACCGCAGUCCCUAGCGCCGUCCUGGAUGUGGGAGCUUCCUCUAAAGUCACUACGUCAAGUCCAACCUCCAGACCAGGCGUAUCCCUUUCAUCAAAAGCUCCCACCCCCAAUCUCAGUACCUCCCCGAAAUCUGUCCCCAAAGGAUCUACCCCAUCUUCAAAAACUGCCUCCUCAGCUUCUGUACCAGCUUUUAAGACUGCAGUUCAAGGAUCUACCAAACCUUCCAAGUCAUCAGAACCUGUCAAAAGAACGAGGCCGCUCUCAUCUGGCCCUCCACCAGUGCUCAGGAAAUCCUCUGGUGGUAAAUCCUCCAACACUUUCCCCAGGUCAGCACCAAAACCUCCUUCCUUCCCCAGAGCAAAAUCUACAUUAACGUCAUCAGUGUCCAAGCCUGCAGUCCAUAGCCAUGGUGCUCCUCUGAAUGGAGUAAGUAGAGGGCCGUUCUCACAGCACAACGGUCAUCUGGGGUCACACUUAAAGAUACGAGGAAGGAGUCAUUCAUUGGAGUCAUUACAGCGAGCGAUGAAUCCUGUCUGCUCCUCGACUUCUACCACCACAGCCACUACGUGCACCUCAUCAGAGUCAGGGGCUUCUUCUUCUUACAGUUGGGAUGGUGUACGAGACCACUGGGCUAAGUUCUCCAGCCCUCGAGUUCGCACUAUGGCCACCUUCAACUCCCUGAUGGGCCGCAGCCUCAGCCUUGGCGACCUUAGCCACUCACCUCAGACGACACAGAAGGUGGAGCGCAUCGUGAAGGAGGUGAAGCGUCGUGGCCUCAAGGCCGUGUCUGAGCGAGAUCGUAAGAUCGCAGCCUUGAUGCUCGCCAGAUUCCAGGAGGAAGACAUCAUGAGUCAGACCCGCUAUGUGGCUCACCUUCAGUGGGACAGCGAGCGCAGGCUGGAAGAGCUGCGGCGCGAGCAGGAGGAGCGGGAGAAGCAGCGUGCCGUGCUCCAGUGCCAAAGAGUGUGGCAGACGCAGGUGUCAGUACGCCAGCAGAAGCUCAGCCAGCAGGAGCAAGAGUCUGUUGCUGCCAAACUGCGACAGGCUGAGGAGCACGAGGAGCGGUGGAAGGAGCUUGCAGAGCAGCAGGAACGCAGCCGUCUGCUGAAGUUACAGCAGGCAGCACGGGAGGAGAAGCACAAGAAAGCUCUGCAGGAGCAGAACCUGAAAUCACUGGAUGAGGAGAGAGCUGCCAUGCUGGAGCAGGAGAGGCUGCUGCUGAAGGAGAAGCUCACCAUGGCCGAGCUGAAGAGGCAGGAGAAAGAGCACCAGGCCCAGGAGGAGAGGAGAGGUCUGAAUAAAGCCGAGAAGAGGCGUCAUGCCGCCCUGAUACAAGAAAUUGCUCGCAGAGAGCAGGAGGAGAGGGAUGAUGCCCGGAGGGCAGCGGAGGAGAAGCUGAGCCGCUCCCUUGAGAAUUACGAGCAGAUCGUUGAGCGUCGAGGGCAGGAGCUGAAGGAGAAGGCCAAGAGAGAAGAGAAGCAGAUCCAGAAAGCCCGCAAAGCAGCAGAGAAGCGGGAGAAGCAACAGCAGCAGCAGCUAGAGGCCCGAGUAAAAGAGGCAGAGAAACGAGCCCAUCAGGCGGCUCUGGUGGCCGAGGAGAAGGCCAAGGAGAAAGCCAAGAAGGCCAUCCAGAGUCGGCAGGAGAAAGAAAAACUCCAGAAGCUCAACAGGCAGCGUGUGGAGGAGGAGGAGAGGCAGAGGCGCCUGGAGCUGGUCCAGUCCAUCGAGAGGAAGCUGGAGAAGAGUGAGCAGAUCUUCAGGGAGAAGAAGGCGGUGCUGGAGAGUGCGCGCUCAGUGGCGCGAGCUUCUUUCCAUGUGCGGGACAAAGUCAGAGAGGAGACUAACACGCGUACUUUUGAUAAGAUGGCUCUGGAAGCUCAGCUCAAAGCCAGUCUCGAUGAGAAAAUAAACCCAUAGCUUUGGUCCUGUGCUCGGCUCCAGCCUCCAUGAUGGCCUCCGUCACGCAGCAGGUUCACCCUUCUACCUUUGAACACCCACAGUGUUAUUCCCACUGUAUAUGUCAUCCAUUUCUACCAUUAUUAUAUGUUCUUUCAAAGUUCAGUUUAUCAUUGAAGCAUCAGGACGAUGAAACAUAUCAGCUGUUACUCGCCCGUGAAGCCCGCAGCCGUGAUGCUGCAGAAAUGACAUUUAGAGCAGGGAGAAAAGCUGCUUCGGCACAAACACCAACCCUUCUCUCCUCCAGGUUUGCCCUGUGCUCCGUCUACUCCAGCCACCCGGCUGAAAGCUGUGCAGGAAUGAAAAGAGUCAUUGUAAAUCCAGAAGCACAACUCUAUGACCACUGCAGGGGCUUUUAAGGGUACACUCCUUUAAGAGCAAAAGCCAACCUGAGGAAAAGGAAUGGAACAGACGACGGCCCUUUUGUAGAAACAGCGCACUUAGAGCGAAGGCUGGAAACUGUCCUCACCUCCUGAUGGAGCAGAGCAGGGUGACUCCCUCUGCUUCCAACAGCCACAUCAGAGUCAGCAGGUCUUGGUGAUGAACGGAAGCAGAUGACAGAUCAUAUCCUCCCACUGAGCUUCAUCCAGACUUAAUAGGGUUGAAAUGCAUCAAUUUUGAAGCUUUUUUAAUAAUUUCAUUUAUUUAUUUAUUUAUUUAUUCAUUAUUUACAUUUAUCAUUGCAUUGGGUUCAUCAGCAGAGAGGACCAGGGAACAACACGAAUCAACAUGAACAUGUUCCAAAAACAGCUUUAUUAGCAUCAGUAUAUGUUCCCUUUUACCUUUUUCUUACAUGUGGGCUUUGUUUGCUGUCAUUUCUGGUGUUAUGUUAUUAAACAUUUGUAUAUUAUGAUAAA